UGACACUCCUCUACCAUGCACGACACACUGACACUCACAGUCUCUCUCUCCCCCUCCUCCGGCCCUGCACCGUGGCACGCUGCGCAUGACGCCAACCCUGCCCUCUCUCGGUCACCGGCGUCCCCGCGUCGCAAGGAACCUGCUACGCCCGUCGCCCAAACCCUCGCAGUCGCAGGCGACGCGCAGGUCCCGAACAGUGCACACACGCCCAAAAGGGGGCCGUACCGAUACGCUGACACCUUCCCUGCUCGAAAGCGAUCGCCCUGCGCACCUCCCUGCGUCCGCCAUUAUUGUUUCCGGACCUCCUCCUAAUGAUCAUUACUCCUCCACGGCUCCACCUCACAUUCCCAUGCAGCCAAGGCAAUAGAAUAUCAAAUUUUAACUGGAAAGGGUUGACGUGAUAGGAACCGGGAAAAUGUUAUUAAAAACUGGCAGAUGGAUGAUGGACUGAUGGACUGAUUGAAAACACUAGAGCAAGUUUCAGUUCGGAGAGAGAAAGAGUAUGCAGACCUCCUUCUCCCACUCCACUUCUCCUUCUCCUCCUCUUCUGCCAUGUACUCGUCUCAUCUCUACAGAGGGGAGAAUUCUCCGGCAGGAUUCAGCAUUGGAGAUGCCGUGCUCACCCCCAAGAGCUCGAGCAAUCUCGCGGCUGCUACAUCCUCGGCGCUGCAUCUCCAAUUUGGGGCCUUAAGCCAUGGGAGCAUGGCCACUCUGGAAAUGGUGGCAUCGGCGGCGCCGGCGCUGGAUGUUGCUGCUGCGGCUGCCGCAGCCGGUAGAAUGGCAUUCUCAAGAGGACAGGUUGAGAACUGGGGAGACUCCACGAUGGUCGUAAGUAGCACGCGGACUGAUACAUCCACUGAUGUCGAGAUCGAGGACAGAAACAAAACGUUAGGGAGUGGCCAACAAGGUGCAACUGCUUGUGCCGAUUCUUCUGCAGUGUCAAAGGGAAAAACUGGGGAGCAAAAGUCACUUCGUAGACUCGCUCAAAAUCGCGAGGCUGCAAAAAAGAGUCGCUUAAGGAAGAAGGCAUAUGUUCAGCAGCUUGAAAGUAGCCGCUUAAAAUUGAUCCAACUUGAGCAAGUUCUUCAGCGAGCACGCCAACAAGGCAUCUUAUUAGCAAAUGGAUUCACAAGUGAUCAUAGUUAUUCUAUUGGAGGAAAUGCCGCAUUAGUGUUUGACAUGGAGUAUGCCCGGUGGCUUGAGGAUCAUCAAAGACAGAUUAAUGAGCUUAGAUCAGCGCUGAACUCUCAAGCCAACAAUGAAGAUCUACGACUUCUUGUUGAAUCUGUUAUGUCUCACUAUAACGAAGUAUUCAGACUGAAAAGCAUUGGUACAAAAUCCGAUGUGUUUCACAUACUGUCCGGCAUGUGGACGACCCCUGCAGAACGUUGUUUCAUGUGGUUAGGUGGUUUCCGAUCGUCCGAGCUUCUGAAGAUAGUGGUGACUCAUCUCGAGCCAUUGACAGAUCAACAGCUGAUGGGUAUAUGCAACCUUCAGCAUUCGUCUCAGCAAGCAGAGGACGCCCUAUCGCAGGGUAUGGAAGCAUUGCAACAGUCGUUAACGGAAACGCUUGCUUCUGCAUCCCUCGUGCCAGCUGAUGGUCCUGAUAAUGUCUCGAAUUACAUGGGCCAGAUGACAAUGGCAAUGAGCAAAUUGAGUACACUGGAGAACUUCAUCCGUCAGGCUGAUCUUUUGCGGCAGCAGACUUUGCAGCAAAUGCAUCGAAUCCUCACCGCUCCGCAGGCAGCCCGAGCGUUACUAACCAUCAGCGAUUACUUCUCGCGGCUUCGAGCUCUAAGCUCGUUAUGGUUGGCACGCCCAAGAGAUUAGCUGUGAGCUCUCUGGCCUCUGCCGCCGCGAUGAAUCAUGAGAUAGUGUGAAGAGCAAAUGAACUUGAGCUCAACUAGAGUAUUGCGACAUUUUUAGUUAGUUUCUAUUAAUUUGUAUAUGCACCUUGUAGCUUUUCAUUGUUAGCUUAUUUCAAUGGUUAGCAACUUGUAAGGGUUAAAUCAAAAGACAUU
Messenger RNA from Zingiber officinale, 2021 nucleotides. Its product is annotated as transcription factor HBP-1b(c38)-like. The record is from RefSeq and is a predicted model, not a curated record. Bases 553 to 1830 code for a protein of 425 amino acids. The transcript is spliced from 11 exons. Gene Ontology annotation, biological process: regulation of DNA-templated transcription; DNA-templated transcription. Gene Ontology annotation, molecular function: sequence-specific DNA binding; DNA-binding transcription factor activity. NCBI's taxonomy places the organism in Eukaryota, Viridiplantae, Streptophyta, Magnoliopsida, Zingiberales, Zingiberaceae.